AGCUCCGGCGUUUCAUUCAGAUAAAUUGCUUCUUCUUGUAAGCGGAAUCCCCUGAUUUAAGCGUGGGGAGGGAAAUGCAAAGGCUAGGAGAGGCGCUCAGGGAACGGGCUAAUAGCCCCUCCGGCUCUGUUUAAAAAUAAAAGGUGUUUCGGCCUCCAGACCAGACUCAUUACCUAAUUGCUGGCUGUGACGGCUUUUGAGGCUAGUUCUAAGGAGCCUCCCCAAGGGAAAGAAACUAUAGGGGGAGGCAACGCAAACAUGAAGGUAACCGCUCUCGACUCCCGUCAGCUUAAGCAGCUGCUACGGAAGGAACCCGCCCGCUGCCUGGUCCUGGAUUGCAGACCAUAUCUCUCCUAUUCGGCUUCUUGCCUCCGAGGAUCGCUCAACGUGAAUCUCAACUCGGUGGUGAUCCGCCGCGCCCACGGGCGGCCCGUGCCCUUGCACUUCGUGGUGCCCGACGAAACGGCCCGAGGGCGGCUUCUUUUGCCGCCGGCUUGUCCGGAGGAAAGAGACGAAGGGGACGCGGUGCCCUCUCGGCUGCUGACGGCGGUGAUCGUCCUGGAUCAAAACACUCGGCACUGGCGGAAACUUAAGAAAGAAAGCACGGCUCAGAUCGUGCUGAAUACGCUGCUGGCGAGCCUGCCGGAGACUGGAGCGAGAGUCUGCUUCCUGAAAGGAGGCUAUGAAACCUUUUAUUCGCAGUAUCCUGAGUUUUGCAUAGAUGUAAAACCCACAUCCCAAGACAGAACUGAAACAGAGAGAAGCAUCAGCAGCCUCUAUGAGAAGCAGUGCAUCCACCACAAACCAGCAUAUGAUCAGGGUGGCCCAGUAGAGAUCCUGCCUUUCCUGUACCUUGGCAGUGCCUACCAUGCUUCCAAGUGUGAAUUCCUAGCCAAUCUGAACAUCACAGCACUCCUGAAUGUCUCCAGAAAGAGCUCUGAGCCCUUUACAGACCAGUACUGCUAUAAAUGGAUUCCAGUGGAGGAUAGUCACACAGCAGACAUCAGCUCACACUUCCAGGAAGCAAUAGAAUUUAUUGACUGCACCAGAAGGGCAGGGGGCAAAAUCUUGGUGCACUGCGAAGCUGGAAUUUCUCGCUCUCCCACGAUCUGUAUGGCUUAUCUGAUGAAAAUGAGAAAGUUCCGCCUGGAGGAGGCUUUUGAUUACAUCAAGCAACGUAGGAGUCUGAUCUCGCCAAACUUUGGUUUCAUGGGCCAGCUGCUACAGUAUGAGUCAGAAAUAUUGUCUUCUACUCCCAGCCCUCCUGUUGCCUCUUGCAAAAGGGAUGCUGUGUCAUUCUUCAGUGAAGAGCUGGCUUUGGGCAAAAGUUUUGAAGGUUCCUGUUUUGCCUUUCCUACCUCAGUUUUGAAUUCUGUGCCCAUUCACUCACCUGUCCAUCAGCUAAAACUUAAUCCUAUUGCUGCAUCUUCAUCCUGCUGGACCCUCCUGGGAACAAGAGACAAUACAGUCCCAUGAACGCAGCAGAGACUCUAAAAGACCUUUCAUCUACAUGCAAUACAGAGGACCUCACGAAUUUCAUCCGAAACUGGACACUUGAAUGACUGUCUAUGCCAGGAAGGGAAAAAGUACUUUUAUGGGGUCGGUGUUCAGUGCAUUUAAGCUUGGGGCUAGCUAUGCAGUUUGAGAUUGCUACCUUUUGCUGAGCCUAGCUAACUCCUGCUUUAGCUCAAAUUGGCCUAGGCUUCGAGUAUGAAGAUUAUUCUUCCUCUUCCCAGAGGUAGAUACCCUUAUUAUGGGUGAGAAUUUGUGUAUGUACACUGGUUAGGUCAGGCUUUCAAGAGUGAAUGUAUUUAAAGGAAGAAAAGUUGUGCAUCUUUUAAGAGCUUUUAAAAAUUGUGGAUUGUUUGUGCAUCCACUACUGUACUUCCAGACAAUGCUGGAAUAGAGAGAACACCACAUAAAGUCAGACCUGUCUGAUUACUUCUCACUUCCUGUCUCCUUCCCUCUCUCCUAAUUAUAGCCUUGUUUUAAAAGUGUAAGCAAUAAACAGCUGUGUCAGGAAAGCAGAGCUGUAAUGAAAAGCACAAUUUACAAAAGAAGCGAACACUGACAUUUUGGUGAUGGCAAAAACUUGAAUGUUUGCUUUUUUCCUGUUUUGUGUGUUUUUAAUAAGCCCUACACUGCAGGCUGAAAGGAGCAGAACAUGUCUUUCUUCCCACAUUCAACAGUCCUCCAUUGCUUAUUGCUGUACAUCUGGGGCCAGGUUUAUUCUCCAGAAGUCUUGGGUGCUUAUCGUUUUCUGACGUAGGUAACAGAACUACUUAGUCCUGCCGUGAGGAACUUGUAACUGUUCCAAGGCUGCAACACCACAGGGACUCCACUCCUCAUCCAAUUGAAUCCAGCUUGAGUUUCCAGAGAUGCCUUAUUUUCAAGGAAUGUUUCAUUCUUAAAAUGAAUGGUCCUAUCAAAACUCAAGGAGUUCCCCAUGUUCCAUUAGGUACAUCCACUAUGUUCUAUUUUAGCCCUGAAACCCUGGCAACUCUAAAUCUGACACUGGAUGCGGCAGCCCAAUAUGCUUUUUUCUUCAGCCUUAUUCACAAAUGACACCAGCAAAACUGUGUGUGGAUUGACAAGUGUAGUGGGCACAUUGCAAUUACCCUUUGAACUAAGUACAGUCAAAUUCAGGCUGGUAGUAUACACAUGUGCUGCUGGCUUGUGGGGGUGGUGGACCCAGUGUCCUUCUGGUUAUUGUUGGACAUCUGCAUAGCCAUCAGCCUCAGCCAGCAUGGCCAAAGAUCAGAGGUGAUGGGAGGUAUAGUUUAGCAAUAUCAGGAGGAUUACAAGUUCCCCACCCUGGCUUAUCUGCUCCUGGCAUCUGGUGGUAGAAAGGCCAAACGGGUUUGCAAUACAUAUGGGAACACUGUUCCACAGCUAUGUUUUGGCUUGACCCAAAUGACCAAAGCACAGAUCAUAACAUGGCUGCAGUUCAGUUGCAGUCCAGUAACUGGGCCAUAUGUAGGACAUGCUGCUGAGCUAACCAACUGAAAAAAUAAGUGGAGGGAACUGCAUAGGUUGUAGACAGGCCAUAUUUGCAGGUCACCCUAGACUUGGAACUCUCUUGGGAGAUGACUGCUUCCUCCAGGAUGCUUUCACUAAGAGUAGCAAAGACAAAAUUAUAAAUGAACUGGCAAUCCUGCAGCAAUUGGUUAUGUAGAGUGUUUUAGAAUUCUUAAAUGCUUACCCAAUGAAAAUUUCUUUUUCUCUGUCCACUGCAAUUAGAUUUGCUGGAUUUUAAGACUUAAAAAUUUGGGGAGGAGGGCAGCUUGCCAGCAAUGUAUCUCCCUAAUGAAGUGUUAGCAAUUUAUACAUUAUGUGUUCUUGUUGAAUGUCAUGUGGCUUGCUUUUCCAUGUAUUGAUCAAUCUCUUCCAUAACACAUUUCUGGCUGUGGAAUAACAUUUCUUAGCAAAUGGGGGACACUUUUUUGCAGGGGAUCUGUGUGUCUAGCUUGUAUGUCUACAGGUGGCUCUUGUGCUGCUGUGUACUGUCACAUUUUUUUCUAAAUGUGGGAAAUGGCAAUAAUUGCCUGGAUAUAACUUGUAAAUGUGAAUGAGAACUUUUUUAAAAAAGAGUGUAAAAUAAUAAAAAAUUGGAAACCUUU
Rhineura floridana is the source of this 3620-nucleotide messenger RNA. It is a transcript of the gene DUSP5, whose product is annotated as dual specificity phosphatase 5. Gene Ontology annotation, cellular component: nucleus; cytoplasm. Gene Ontology annotation, biological process: negative regulation of MAPK cascade; endoderm formation; protein dephosphorylation. The transcript has 4 exons. Lineage: Eukaryota; Metazoa; Chordata; Lepidosauria; Squamata; Rhineuridae. Gene Ontology annotation, molecular function: protein tyrosine/threonine phosphatase activity; MAP kinase tyrosine/serine/threonine phosphatase activity. Bases 259 to 1476 code for a protein of 405 amino acids. The record is from RefSeq and is a predicted model, not a curated record.